Molecule: messenger RNA, 4103 nt
Organism: Tinamus guttatus (white-throated tinamou)
Lineage: Eukaryota; Metazoa; Chordata; Aves; Tinamiformes; Tinamidae
Source: RefSeq, a predicted model, not a curated record
AAAAGCCUGCGCAUUUCUCGUCCAUCGCAGAGGCUCAGAAGCUCAGCGCGGAGCAGACGGCUGCCUCGUGCUGGCCUCCUGUGCUGUCCUACCCUCGGGAUGUGAUAAAAACCUCUCCCCAGGCGGAGCCCCACUUGUUCCAGUACAACCCUCCAGGACACCCCAUCCCACUAAACUUGCAUGACAGUUCUCGGUCCGGGCUGCAAAGGCUGACGAGCAUCUCGAACCCUCCUCCCCUCAUCUCCUCCACCAAGCAUCCCUCUGUGCUGGAGAGACCCGUCGGGUCCAUUUCGCAGGGCAUGCCCAUCCAGCUCCAUACCCCGUACAGCUCCGAGCACGCCAAGGUUCCCGUUGGCUCCAUCACCAUGGGCCUGCCGCUGGCCAUGGACCCCAAGAAACUGGUGCCUUUUCCUGGAGUAAAGCAGGAACAACUUUCUCCUAGAAGCCAGGCCAACCAGCCGGAAAGUCUGGUUAUGCAGCCAGCCCAGGAGGGCUCCAUCCUGCGGGGUACCUCCCUCGGCCCUGCCUCGGGAGGGAGCAUCACCAAGGGAACCCCCACAUCCAGGCCCCCUCCGGAGUCUCCCAUCACAUACCGAGGGUCCAUCACGCAUGGCACCCCAGCAGAAGUGCUGUACAAAGGAACCAUUACCAGGAUAAUCGGAGAAGACAGCCCCAGCCGAGCAGAGAAAGUGAGAGAGGAUGCCAUGCCCAAGGGACAUGUCAUUUACGAAGGGAAGAAAGGCCAUGUGCUCUCCUACGACGGUGGUGUUGCUGCUUCUCAGUGUCCCAAAGAAGACAGCAGGAGCUCGGGAGCUUCGCACGAGCCCACGGGAACCAAGCGGACCUACGAUAUGAUGGAGGGGAGGAUCAGCAGGGGUUUAUCAGCCCGUGAUCCAUUAUCUGCCAGCAUUGAAGGUCUAAUGGGUCGGGCAAUCCCUCCAGACCGACACAGUCCUCAUAACCUGAAGGAACAGCAUCACAUCCGGGGCUCAAUAACACAAGGAAUACCUCGGUCCUAUGUGGAGGCCCAUGAGGACUACCUCAGAAGAGAAGCCAAACAGCUCAAGAGGGAAAACACUCCACCAAGGGACUUAUCUGAUGCCUACAAGGUCAGGUCUCACGAGGGCCUUACUCCCCUGAAAAUGAAACCAGCCCAUGAAGGCCUGGUUGCCACGGUGAAAGAAGCGGGAAGAUCGAUCCAUGAGAUCCCCAGGGAAGAGCUGAGGCGGACGCCGGACAUCUCUCUGACCAGGCCUCUGAAGGAAGGCUCUAUUACACAGGGUACCCCGCUGAAGUAUGACAGCAGCUCGUCCUCAACAAGCACCAAAAAGCACGACGUACGGUCCAUCAUCGGCAGUCCUGGGAGGACUUUUCACUCUGUGCACUCACUGGACAUCAUGCAAGACGCAAGGAAUCUGGAGAGAGCUUUCGAAGAGAGCCUGAAAAACAGGCCAAGCCCGGUGACAAACUCGGGAGGCUCCAUUGCCAGAGGGGCUCCCGUGAUUGUGCCUGAGCCAGGAAAGCCGCACCAAAGUGCCCUUGCCUACGAGGAGCACCAGGCAGGGCACAGCACGGCCUUCGGCAGUCACUUGCACAGAGGCUCUCCGGUCUCCACGAGGGAAUCCACGCCACGGCAGCACGAAGGGAGCAUCACUGCCGGGAAGCCGGUGUCCCAGGACAGGAAGAUCCCCCCGACGUCACGAGAGCUCAGCAACUCCAAGUCCCCGCACGCCCCGGUGCCCGAGCACCACCACCCCAUCUCCCCCUACGAGCACCUGCUGCGCGGCGUGAGCGGCGUCGACCUCUACCGCGGCCACAUCCCGCUGGCCUUCGACCCCGCCGCCAUCCCCAGGGGAAUCCAACUGGAAGCAGCUGCUGCUUACUACCUGCCGAGGCACCUGGCUCCGAGCCCCACGUACCCCCACCUCUACCCCCCGUACCUCAUCCGGGGGUACCCGGACACAGCCGCCAUGGAGAACCGGCAGACCAUCAUCAACGACUACAUCACGUCGCAGCAGAUGCACCACAACGCCGCCGCCACGGCCAUGGCGCAGCGCGCGGACAUGCUGCGCGGCCUCUCGCCCCGCGAACCCUCCCUGGCUCUCAACUAUGCAGCAGGCAUCAUUGACCUCUCCCAAGUGCCACACCUGCCUGUCCUCGUGCCCCCCACGCCUGGUACCUCGGCCACCACCAUGGACCGCAUCACCUACAUCCCUGCACCUCCCCAGACCUUCGGCAGCCGACACAGCAGCUCCCCGCUCUCCCCAGGAGGCCCCACACACAUGACCAAACAGUCGGGAUCAUCGGUGGCUGAGCGGGAGCGGGAUCGGGAGCGUGAACGUGAGAGGGAGCGCGAGAAGUCCAUCCUAGCGUCCACCACCGUGGAGCACGCGCCCAUCUGGAGACCAGGUACGGAGCAGUCCAGCAGCCGUUCGUCGUCGCACUCUCACAGCCACCAACACUCUCCCGUCUCCCCCCGCACCCACGAGACUAUCCAGCAGCGCCCCAGUGUCCUCCACAACACGAGCAUGAAGAUCAUCUCCUCGGAGAACCCCACGCCUUCCGUCCUGCGAUCCUCAUCCACCACUACGACGUCGCCGAUCCGCACUGCAGGCUUCCCCUCGGCCUCCACGCUGCGCUCCUCCAUCGGGGCGGUGGACGGCUACGCAGCCAUGAUGGACCCGGCCGUGCUACAGAAAGAGGCCUCAAGGGCCCGAGAAGCCAAGGUAGAACGUCCCCAGACUGACAACAACAUAUUCACCUCAAAGCUGCCCGCCGGGGCCAACCUAGAACAGUCGCCUUCACCUAUUAAAGCCAUGGAGUCGAGGCCUUUACCCGCCUCUGGGCCCGGUUCUUCUCAUCACUAUAGCAGAGGACAGGGGAAAAGCCAGCAGCACCAUCACUCCCUGGACCAGCAGCACGGAGCCUCAGGCCCUGAGCAGCACAGUAGAGAAAAGAGUCAAAGUAAACCCUUUUCAAUGCAGGAACAGGAGCUCCGAGCACUCGGCUUCCAUGGUGGCUACAGCCCGGACCGCAUCGAGGCCGUGAGUCCGGUGAGCUCGCCCAGCCUGGCCCACGAGAAGGGGGCCAAGCUGCUGCAGGACCCGGACAAGGGCCACGCAGAGCAUGACCUGCGACAGAAGCAGCAAGCCUCCCUGAAGGCCUCGGCUCCCGAAGCAGCCCACCUGCAGCACCUCCGCGCGUCGGAGAGCCAGCAGCCCCCGUGCCAGCCGCUGCAGGCCAGCCAGAGCGUCAAAGGCAUGAACCAGCGCGUGGUCACGCUGGCGCAGCACAUCAGUGAGGUCAUCACCCAGGACUACACUCGCCACCACCCUCAGCAGCUGAACUCCCACAUCCAGACGCCCGUGUACUCCUUCCCCGGGGCCGCCUGCCCCGUGCUGGACCUGCGGCGCACGCCCAGCGAGGCCUAUCUGCAGCAGCAGGAGCACGCGGCGGCCUCCAGGAUCUCCCCGCAGAGCGAAGGAGGCAAACGGUCCCCGGAGCAGAGCAAAGCGGCGGCGGAGAGAGGGCCGGACAACUGCAUCGAGCCGGUCUCACCACCGACGGAAUCGGAGCACGCCAAGAGCGCCACGUACCCGAUCCUGUACCGGGAGGGCGAGCAGCUGGACCAGAGGAUGGGGUCCAAGUCCCCAGGAAAUAACAGUCAGCCCCCAGCUUUCUUUAGCAAGCUGACAGAGAGCAACUCUGCCAUGGUGAAGUCCAAGAAGCAGGAGAUCAUCAAGAAGCUCAGCACAACCAACAAGAACGAGACGGAGUACAAUGUUGGGCAGCCCGGGACAGAGAUUUUCAAUAUGCCAGCGAUUACCGGAGCAGGGCUAAUCAGUUGUAGGAGCCAGGCGGUCCAAGAGAAUUCCAGUACCAACAUGGGGUUGGAGGCAAUAAUUAGGAAAGCCCUAAUGGGUAAAUAUGACGAGCAGUGGGAAGAGCGCUCACCUCUCAGUGCCAAUGCUUUUAACCCUCUGAAUGCCAGUGCAAGCCUGCCCGCUGCUAUGCCCAUAACUCCUGCUGAUGGACGAAACGAGGACGUGCGCUCCUUGCCAGGUCUGCAGCCCUCUCCCCCUUCGCUCUCUCUGUGUUAUUAA